AUGCCCGGUGUACCUACCUUUCGCGGCUGCGAUGCCUGCCACAAGCAAAAGAAAAAGUGUGAUCAAGCUUCACCUCGUUGUGCUAGAUGCGCCCGUCUCAAGAUUGCCUGCACUGGUAAAGGACAGCUGAGAUAUAAGUUCAAGGAACAAUGCAUCGGAUUUGCCCCAGUCAAGACGCCCCGGUCCAAACACUCGCCAAAGUCGCUGUCGCCCCGAGCUUCGCCCAACAACCAAAUCACCAGGUUGUCCGGUCGCUUUGCCUCUGCCCUUCAAAUCGACGAUCCCCAAUUUGACCUCAAAUGCUUUGGAGCCUGGUUCGCAAGUAUACCCACCCGUGUGGGAUCCUGCGAGCUCUUGGACAGUGCCACGGAAACUUUUCUUGAUGCGUUUGAUGACCUGCGCAGCGGGAAAAAACUAUUUCCAACGACGCUGACGAAAUACGGCAAGGCGCUCAUUAUCCUCAAUAAAGCUCUCGGAGACCCGAAGCAGAGAAGAUCGCCUUAUACUCUCUGUUCCGUCUUCAUGAUCAUGAUUGCUCAGAUGUGGGCAGGCAAGUCGGCAGAAGGCUACAUGAGCCACAUGGUGGGCAUUUGUUCCAUACUCAACUCCACCAUUGACGAGCCGUGGGACGAUUCCUUUGCUCAGUCACUACGCUACCACUUGAUUAUACCUGCUUGCACCGAAGCUAUUGUAAACCCAAACAUCUCCAUUGAUGGACGAUAUCUCGAGGUUCUCAAGACGGGUUUCGGGCCAUACCAGUCACUGGACGAGGAAAAAGGCCAGCCGAUCGAGAGCCUAGACUUACCUUGCCUGAUGCGCUUUCCAUAUUUUGUCCGUCAGCCAGAGAUCUACUACAACCAAAUGUUCCGCGAAUACAUGCGGAUGCAAACCGAGUGCCCGUUUGUACGGCGCCGGCUCAUGGAUCUUACAAACAUGGUCCAGGCAACGAACGAGGCGAAAAUCGCUCUUGUCAGAGCGCAGAUACAAAUGGGCGUAGCAUACACCAUGAUGCUGAGCUUUACGCUCGUCAUUAAUGCCUUCCUAUCAGCCCUGAACCCCAUCAACAUCAAGCUUCAGCAGGAAGCUCUAUACUACUCCCGGGAAGCCCUUUGGAUCACACGUAUCUCGAGCGAACAGCUGCCUACCGGGGCAGGCUUUAUGCCCUCAGCCUUAUUCUCGGCGUGGGUCGCCACAGACGACAGAGAGGUCAUCAUCAGCAUCGCAUCCAUCAUGAAGAAGUACGACAGCUACUGGGCUGAGCCGCAUUAUGUGGCGCAGUUUGAGACGAUGAAGGAGCGCGUCCGCGAGAUUCGCAACAGAAAAAUGGCAGAGCUCCAUGCAAGCGGCCUCCGAUGCAUGGGUAUCCCCGACUAUACAACCUUGAACGGCCUCGAAUACACGUGGGGCCUGGAUCUACCACUCAUGGACUCGGCAUCUCUGAACAAUGAUGGGCCUUGGGCGUCGAUGUCGGGGGCAUGCUGUCCGCGAGAUGAGGUGCCGAUAGAUUACUACGACUGGGACCCCAAUCUGCUGCUGUAG
This is a messenger RNA of Beauveria bassiana ARSEF 2860, 1539 nucleotides long. Its product is annotated as Zn(II)2Cys6 transcription factor. The transcript has 4 exons. Gene Ontology annotation, biological process: regulation of DNA-templated transcription. NCBI's taxonomy places the organism in Eukaryota, Fungi, Ascomycota, Sordariomycetes, Hypocreales, Cordycipitaceae. Gene Ontology annotation, molecular function: DNA-binding transcription factor activity, RNA polymerase II-specific; zinc ion binding. The coding region runs from base 1 to 1539 and encodes 512 amino acids. The record is from RefSeq and is a predicted model, not a curated record.